Molecule: messenger RNA, 1118 nt
Organism: Raphanus sativus (radish)
Lineage: Eukaryota; Viridiplantae; Streptophyta; Magnoliopsida; Brassicales; Brassicaceae
Product: transcription initiation factor IIF subunit beta
Exons: 6
Coding region: 80-853 (257 amino acids)
Biological process (GO): transcription by RNA polymerase II; transcription initiation at RNA polymerase II promoter
Cellular component (GO): transcription factor TFIIF complex
Source: RefSeq, a predicted model, not a curated record
UAACCAGGACAAUAUUAAAUGAUGAUAGGGGAAGCCUCAGGGUUAAUGUGAACUCUGUUUCCAUAGUCUAUCUGCAAGCAUGAAAAUGGAAGAGUUUGGGGCAAAGAAGAAUGAGAAUCAAGCUUUGGAAACGGAUUUUGCAGAGAGACCAAUGUGGCUAAUGAAAAGCCCUUCUCUCAUCGCUUCUGCUCUCCAAUCUCUUCCUUCUAUGGACGAUCCAUACCUUCCUGUCGCCAAAGUCAUCCUCUCUGUUGAUCCUCUCGCUGCCGUGGACGAAGAAACCAAAUUUGUAAUGGAAUUAGCUAGGGCUGGAUCUGGAAACAUUCCAAAACGUUUUGGCUUGGAUAUGUCUAAGGAUUUCAUUCCCUUGGCUGUUUUCUCUGAGUCUUCCUCACAAGGGAAAACGUCAGUAGAAGGGAAGAUUAAAAACAAAUUCCACAUGAGUCCUCGUACUGAAAACAUGGAGAGCUAUGGCAAGCUUUGCCGUGAAAGGGCAACCAAGUCUAUGUGCAAAAACAAACAGAUCCAGGUCAUUGAUAACGCCACCGGAAUGUAUAUGUGGCCAACACCGGGAACUGUAGCCCCCACGGGAACUUUUGAAAAGAAGAAAGUGACAACCAAGACAACGGAAAUGAAGAGAACAAGAAGGGACCGAAGAGAGAUGGAGGAGGUCAUGUUUAAUCUCUUUGAAAGACAAUCUCAUUGGACUCUGAGGAACCUCAUUCAAGAUACCGACCAACCAGAGCAAUUCCUGAAAGACUUGCUUAGAGAUCUUUGCAUUUACAACAACAAAGGGAGUAACCAAGGAACUUAUGAACUGAAGCCUGAGUACAAGAGAGCCACACAAGAAUAAGUAUAUGGUCAAGAGGGUUUGUCCAGGUUUUGGAUGUGGUUAACUGAAUAAAAUUUAAUUCCAAGUAAAGGGACAAACCUGAUGACUUUCUAAAAUAUUUCUCAUAAAUUUGAUUUCAACUUCCACAAAAUUAGUAAGUGAAAGUAGUGUCCUUUUAAGAACCAAAACAUUUGAUAUAUCAAAAUGGUUGGAGUCAAUAGUAAAAUAAUGAGUGAGUUACUUGGAAAUCUUUAGUUGAUUUGGUCGGCUGUAUUAUAUUCGUGAA